UACGGUGCGUGAGGUGAGGAGGCUGUUAAGAAAGAACCACCAUCCCUUUUCUGGACCCGGACCACUGCCUAGGCCCUUGGGGGCUACCACCACCAUGGGGCUCCGGAGGAAGAACAAGAGCCCGCCCGUGCUAAGCCAUGAAUUCGUGAUCCAGAACCAUGCGGACGCCGUGUCCUGCCUGGCUAUGGGCCUCCUGCUGGGGCUUAUGUUCGAGGUCACAGCCAAGUAUGUCAUCAUCUUUAUUACUGUGCAGUACAACGUUACCUACACCACUGAUGACAAGAGUGAACCCAUUCAUUUCUAUGAAUAUGGUCCAAAAGACAUUGCCACCAUCUUCUUCUACAUGCUUAUAGCCAUUAUUCUGCAUGCUGUGAUCCAAGAAUACGUACUAGAUAAAAUUAAUAGACGUCUCCAUUUGUCAAAAACGAAGCACAGCAAAUUCAAUGAAUCGGGGCAGUUAGCAUUUUUCUAUUUGUUUUCAUUUGCCUGGGGAGCAAGUAUUUUGACUGCAGAAGAAUUCAUGACAAACCCUACCUUGUUAUGGAAAGACUAUCCCCAUUCUCACAUGUUUUUUCAGGUAAAAUUCUUCUAUGUCUGCCAGAUGGCCUAUUGGCUUCAUGCACUCCCAGAAUUGUACUUUCAAAAGAUUCGAAAGGAAGAUAUACCAAGACAGCUAUACUAUAUCUGCCUUUACAUUGCUCACAUAUCUGGUGCCUAUGUACUGAACCUUCAACGUCUGGGGCUAAUUUUGCUGGUACCUCACUAUCUAGUGGAGCUCAUUUUUCAUGCCUCACGUCUUUUCUACUUCAGUGAUGAAAACAAGCAGAAAGGAUUUACCCUUUGGGCUUUACUGUUUGUAAUGGCUCGUCUUUUGACCCUAACCUUAUCUGUGCUCACAUUUGGAUUUGGUUUGGCAAGAGUAGAGAAUCCAGGUUUUUCCAUAGCAGACGGAAACUUCAAUGUACUCACUGUGAGGAUUAGUUGCUUGGCUGCAAUUUGUCUAACACAGGCCUGGAUGAUGUGGAAAUUUAUAAAUUUCCAGCUAAAGAAAUGGAGAGAGCACAUCCAGAACCAGAUUCCUAAGAAAAAAAUCACUUGCACAAAGAGCAAAUCAACAAAAAAAGAACCAAACAGAGCUAACUUUGUCAAUGGAGCAGUAAAAUUAGAAGAUGGAGCAUCACCCAGAACAAGAAAAUCAAAAGCAUUAUGAGAUGGAAGCUAAAAUCAGAAGACAACAUAUUGACAGAAGACUGUGAUUAAAAAAUAUAAUCUGUCACUGCAGAAUCAUAGGCUAUUUGUCUGUCUUGUUAUGAUUUAAAUGGACACUAUCAAGUUAAAAUAUAUUUUAAACACAUUUUUUUAUUAAUACAUAACUUACUAUGAAAACUGGUCACUUUUAAUCUAAUUUACUUUACAAUUAGUAUUUACCUCUUUCAGUUUCACUCAAUUUGGACAAGAAAAUAGACAAAUCACUUGCACUUUCUGGCUCUUAGUAGCACAAUUCUGCAAUGUUUGAGUGACAGACGUUUCAGGGGAAUAUUUCAAUCUAAACAAUCUGUAUAUUUGGAAUUUUUAAAAAAGUUGGAAACAUUUUCAUUAAUAUUAUGGUUUAGAAAACCAGUGGUUUUACAAAACCUAAAUUCUGGGCCAAAAAUAUCUGACCGUGUAUGUUUAACUUUAAACUUUUGCACAACAGACUCUUCUUUUUAUCACAUUCUGAUAUUGAAGUAAGAGAUAGUACAGUAUGUCUGAAAUACAUGUUAGCAUAG
Messenger RNA from Terrapene triunguis (Three-toed box turtle), 1769 nucleotides. RefSeq names its product translocating chain-associated membrane protein 1-like. Gene Ontology annotation, cellular component: endoplasmic reticulum membrane. Gene Ontology annotation, biological process: SRP-dependent cotranslational protein targeting to membrane, translocation; protein insertion into ER membrane. The transcript is spliced from 11 exons. Bases 95 to 1210 code for a protein of 371 amino acids. The record is from RefSeq and is a predicted model, not a curated record. NCBI's taxonomy places the organism in Eukaryota, Metazoa, Chordata, Testudines, Emydidae.